CAGAGGAAGAGAGAACAGAGGACAGAGGAAGAUAGGUAGUUAAAGAAAGAAGUAAAGAAAGAAAGAUAUUAAAAGGAGAGAAAAGAGGGAAAGAUAUAUCGAAAGUGUGAGAGAGGCAACGGGGAGAGUUUUACACAAAGAAGAGACGGACAGAGAAGAAACCCAGAGAGAGAGAGAGCGAGAGAGAGAGAGAGAGAGAGGCUGUAGCUGGAAAAUGUAGAUAGACACCUUGGAGAGGAGAGAAGCACGCAGAGGGGCCAGCGCUCAAGUAGAGUAGAGAGGAGAUUGUACAGGAGGACGGGAGGAGAAAAGAGGGGAGGAGAGACCGGCAGAACCAGCAAGACGAGAGAGAGAGCAGCGUGUGGAGAGAAAGAGAGAGCGAGAGAGACGAAGGAGGGGGACACAGACCACUGUGAGAGGAGGGUGCCGGCUUUGCACGGUAACGGCUGCAGACACGACACACAGACAGAGAGACGGACUACAGAGCUCCACACACACACACUCACACAAACACACAUAAAGAGUGUGUGAGACAUGCCCAGGCUGCUGCCCAUGGACACACACACACACAACCUGGCAGGGCAUCCGAGAGGACAUACAGACCCCUAUGUCUAAGGAGUCAUGGAGAGCAGCAUGUUUUUCGGUAAUGCAUGUCAAAAUGGCCUCCUGCCGACGCUGAUACGUCCUGCUCUACCCACCAUCCAGCAGUCUCUGGGCAUGAAGCAGUUCCAUCUCCCGUUUCCCCUGGAUACGGCCUCAGCAGUCAGCCUCUUCCCCAGCUUCAGCAUGAUGGACCCAGUUCAGAAAGCUGUUAUGCAUCACACGUUUGGAGUUCAUCCCUUGACGAAAAGAAGACACGUCUCGUGCAGCGUGUGCCAACUGAGAUUCAACUCACAGAGCCAAGCCGUAGCCCACUACAAAGGAACAAAACAUGCCAAGAAGCUGAAAUCUCUGGAAGCUACCAAAUGUAAGCUCAAAGGUACAGUGGUCACCAAGGAAACCACCAACCAGGAAGUCCCUAAGAGCAUCAACCCUCCAGCAAUGUGCUACAGCACUGGCAGGAAAGAUGGCUUUCCAGGUGCAUCGCCACUCCCACUAUCUCCUGUGCUCACACUGGCUCCAACCCUGGGAUCCCUGACAUCAACCCUGGCACCCAUGACAUCAAUGUUACCACCCCUGGUACCUACGCUGGCAUCGAGUCCCAAUUCAUCCACAGGGACAGAGACUACCUCAGCUACAGGAUGGGAUGACAGGGCCUCGCCCAAAUCCAGCUCACCUUUAGAACCAGACAUGGAGGUGGAGCAAGAGGCUGAGACAGACCCGGAGACAGAGGAAGAGAAAGCCAGGCGUCUGCUCUACUGCUCGCUCUGCAAGAUGGCCGUCAACUCGGCAUCCCAACUGGAGGCUCAUAACAGCGGUACGAAGCACAAGACCAUGCUAGAGGCCAGGAGUGGUGUGGGCUCCAUCAAGUCCUUCCCCCGGCCAGGGGUCAAGAGUAAGCUAGCUCCGCCCACCAAGGCAGCCACGGGCCUGCAGAACAAAACAUUUCACUGUGAGAUCUGCGAUGUGCACGUCAACUCCGAGACACAGCUAAAACAGCACAUCAGCAGCAGACGUCACAAAGACCGAGCGGCGGGCAAACCGGCCAAACCCAAAUACAGUCCCUACAGUAAACCCCCGAAAGUCCAGGCCACACAACCAGUGAAGCUGACAGUGGGGAAGGAGUUGUGCCAACCUCAGAUCACCCAGAUAAUGCCCGCUCACCUGGCAGCAUUGGCAUCAGCAGCAGCAGCCAUGGGCUCGGCCUUCCCCGGCCUCCGCUCCACCCAUGCUCCCUCCCAUGGCCCCACCCUUUUUCCGACACAGACCCUCCCUGCUGCCCUGCUCCGCCCCGCCCCCGGGCCUGUCAGGACCUCCCAUACACAGUUACUGUUUGCCCCCUACUGACUCACAACCCCACCAUAUAGACUCUAUGGACUUCCCAUGACGGCCGUGCCACAGAAGUUGUUAUGAACCAGAGUCCUCUUCCCUCUGCUUAUCCCUUUAUACAUUUGGACCAUAGGCCACCUUCACCAGAAUAUGGGGAUAAUAGGCACACAGGAAUUGUUUAACCCAUACUGCCAGAUAAACCCUACUGGGCUGGCCAGACCUCCCGUUAUGGAUUUCCAAAGGAACCCAUCAAUGGCCUAGAAUUGAUCAGUGUCCCCCUUCCCUCUGCUGUUCCCCCUACAUUCAGAGAAGAACCACACCGGAACGAAUAAUGGCUAAAAUAAAUAGAUGGGCGCGGUGUGUUAGCGAUCACCUGCUGGGUGUGAACGAUCCAACAUGUAGAAUCUUGGGGAAAUAACCUCAAAUAAUAGCAGAUAUUCUGGUCAGUGGCGAUAGGACGGCCACCCACGGCUUUUAACCAACCGUUUGUCGCCCUGGUGUGUUUCCUCUGAAGACUACGAUCUUCACCAAAACAUAUGGACUCCAGACAACCUGAAGCAUUACAUCUGGACUACUGCCCACUCUAUUCCAUUUGGGUUACUACUGCUCUACAGUAUUAACCCUGCAUUUCCCGUUCCACUUGACUACAGGCCAGUCUCUUCAUUACUGUAGAACCACCCUGUCGAAUCUACUCGUUCAUCUUCACAGAGUCAUUGACUCAUCACAAUUCCCUCCUAUAGUAGCUAGUACUUAGUCGUACCCACACAGACACCCCUUCUAGUAUUACAAGGCUACUUAGCCCCAAACGUUCCUGUGCCAUUCUCUUGUCCUUGAAUCAUACCCAAGAACAGGACUCGGAGUUAUAUUGUACUGCAAUAAUGUAUAAGACAAACCAGUGAACUAUGCAGUGUCAUUUCUGUCUAAUGCGAGGCACAGUUUGAGCUAUAAAUGUGUUAUAGGGAUAUCAUAUUUGCAGAGAUAGUGUCGCACUAAGAUCAUUGCUUCAGUGGAGGUAGUUAUCACUCACGGCUGAUACGGAUCUCCUCUUUUGCUGUAUGCACUUUAAGUCCCCCCUCUGUUGACGUCUGCAGUGCAUUAGCUGGCUAGAGUAUGUGUUGUAGUUCCUCUUGCAUUACGUGUAUGUGUCUGUUGGUGUGUAAGUGUUUGUUUCUUUGUGUGUGUGCGUAUGUGUGUGGGUGUGUGUAUAUGGGUGUUUGUGUGUGACCUUGCCCUCCACCUUAAAGCCAUCCCAGCUGACACCCAAUAACCAUUCUGAAUGACCACGUCAUGGUUUAAAGGGACCACUAAUGCUUGUGUAUAAUAUCUGUUAAUGUGUAAAAGAUGAACAAUUUCAAAUAAAAGAGUCUUACUUUGUUAA
Messenger RNA from Oncorhynchus mykiss (rainbow trout), 3307 nucleotides. RefSeq names its product zinc finger protein 385D. Lineage: Eukaryota; Metazoa; Chordata; Actinopteri; Salmoniformes; Salmonidae. Gene Ontology annotation, molecular function: nucleic acid binding; zinc ion binding. The record is from RefSeq and is a predicted model, not a curated record. Gene Ontology annotation, cellular component: nucleus.